Messenger RNA from Octodon degus (degu), 1687 nucleotides. RefSeq names its product solute carrier family 35 member C2 (gene Slc35h1). Bases 313 to 1407 code for a protein of 364 amino acids. Lineage: Eukaryota; Metazoa; Chordata; Mammalia; Rodentia; Octodontidae. Gene Ontology annotation, biological process: UDP-glucose transmembrane transport. The transcript is spliced from 10 exons. Gene Ontology annotation, cellular component: Golgi apparatus; cis-Golgi network; endoplasmic reticulum-Golgi intermediate compartment. The record is from RefSeq and is a predicted model, not a curated record. Gene Ontology annotation, molecular function: antiporter activity.
GGCGGAGCCUAGCCUCACACUUCCGGCAGGAGGAUCCCGGGGAGUGCCCUGGGCGGAGCAGCAGAUCCGGGGACCCACAGCUCUGCAUCCAGCUCACCAUGGAACUGGCCAGCUCAGGCCACCAGCCCCUUAGGUGAGGACCUGCCUGGGGCUCUGUCAGUCCUUCUGAAUCAUGGAGGCAAAGAGAACUCUUCCAGCCAGGGGACCUGCUUGUUGAAAGUUGUGGUCCAGUUCAUCCUUCUUCCAGUGAACGGUCGCCAGGAGGGUGCCUGUCCCUGCUGGCCAGGAGCUGGGGCACUGGAGCCUCUACAGAUGGGGCGCUGGGUGCUCGACCUGGCCUUUGUGUGGAAGGCAGCGUUCACUCUGGGGCUGAUCCUUCUCUACUACUGCUUCUCCAUUGGUAUCACCUUCUACAACAAAUGGCUGACAAAGAGCUUCCACUUCCCUCUCUUCAUGACAAUGCUGCACUUGGCUGUGAUCUUCCUCUUCUCCGCCCUGUCCAGGGCGCUAGUUCAGUGCUCCAGCCACAGGGCCCGCGUGGUGCUGAGCUGGACCGACUACCUCAGAAGAGUGGCCCCCACAGCACUGGCAACAGCACUUGACGUGGGCUUGUCCAACUGGAGCUUCCUCUACAUCACUGUCUCGCUGUACACAAUGACCAAAUCUUCAGCCAUCCUCUUCAUCUUGUUCUUCUCCCUGAUCUUCAAGCUGGAGGAGCUGCGUGCAGCACUGGUCCUGGUGGUCCUGCUCAUUGCUGGAGGCCUCUUCAUGUUCACCUAUAAAUCCACUCAGUUCAAUGUGGAGGGCUUUGCCUUGGUGCUGGGGGCCUCGUUCAUCGGUGGCAUUCGCUGGACCCUCACCCAGAUGCUCCUGCAGAAGGCUGAACUGGGCCUGCAGAACCCCAUCGAUACUAUGUUCCACCUGCAGCCACUCAUGUUUCUAGGGCUAUUCCCUCUCUUUGCCGUGUUUGAAGGUCUCCACUUGUCCACGUCUGAGAAGAUCUUCCGUUUCCAGGACACAGGGUUGCUCCUGCGGGUGCUCGGGAGCCUCUUCCUCGGUGGGAUUCUUGCCUUUGGGUUGGGCUUCUCCGAGUUCCUCUUGGUCUCCAGAACCUCCAGCCUCACACUCUCCAUCGCCGGUAUUUUCAAGGAGGUCUGCACUCUGUUGCUGGCUGCUCACCUGCUGGGUGACCAGAUCAGCCUGGUGAACUGGCUGGGCUUCGCCCUGUGCCUCUCGGGAAUGUCCCUACACAUGGCCCUCAAAGCCCUGCACUCAAGAGGUAACGGUGGCCCUAAACCUCCGAAGAACCUGGGCUCCAGCCCCGACCUGGAGCUGCUGCUCCGGACCAGCCAGCAGGAGGAUGAGGAAAGUGAGGAGGGCUACUUCAUGACCCAGGGGCAGCAAUGACCAGCCCAGAAGGAACUUGGAAAUGGCCGCCCAGCCACCAGCACUGCUCUGAAUGUUGCGCAGCAGCUGUGGGAUGCAGGUGCUUCUUCAAAACAGCUGGGAGCUGCUGUGCGGGACCCACUUUCAGAGGCAUUGUGGCUUUCCAAGGGGGCUGGCUGCAGACUACAGGGCAGUUGAGAAGGGGACAUGGAGGGGCUGGAGCCUCCUCACCUGGGCAGCGUCUUUCUCUGAGAGCAGACUUAUUUAUAGUUUGGAAAUAAAUGGUUUAUGGUCCACUGGC